AUGCUCGCGAGGGCGGUACGGCUGCCGCGGAUAUGCCUGGUAUGCCGUCUGGGCAUACUUCGCCAAGCCGCUGCUGUUCCCAUUCGAUGCCCAUCGAGCCCUACGAACAGACGACAAGUACGAUAUGCUUCCGAUUUUUCGCCGCAGAGUAAGGAGAGAAUAGAGGCACUUAUAUCAGGAGCGCUUGACGAUAUUGAAUCGCAUUCCAAGCAUAACGGUGUAAAAAAAAACCGACUCAAUCAAAAAAGAAAGGGCCAGCAGCGAGGCGAUGUUCAUGAUGAACCUGCUGAAUGGGAACUUGAUCCGGGGAAGGACUCUGGCUUGCCUGACACUGGCGAUAUGAAUGUGACCGAAAAAGCGAAUGCCUCUAUUAAAAAUGCGCCGAUUCAAGAAACUGCAACCAGCAAGGAACCAUCAACACCUCCCCGACCGAUGUCAAUGCCUAGAAGCCAGCCUCAUUUCGAUACGGAACAGCUGCCCGACGAAUUCGUGUACCGUCACAGUCUGGGCAUUGACGCUUUGGGAAAACCUGUCGAUGCAAUUAUUAUCAAGAACCCUAACAAAAUGAGGGAUACUAAGAGGCGAACAACUCGGAGCAUGAAGGAAGCUCAACAUGUUGAUGGGACCGUGGCCCGUUUCACUUGGCAGGACGUUAUACCCCAAGGGAAAGAACCAGAAGAAUCAGACUUUUUGAAAAACAUUGAGGAGAUACGACCCAAAGACACCUUCAUUGUCAGAAGGAAAGACUUUGACAAGUUGAUUGGUUACCUGGUUGAUGGAUUCCUUGCAGCACAGCUUCAAACAUACUUUGACCGCGCAACCUGCAACAAGAUUUUGGUUCAUGCUGAUACAUAUCCGUACUCUUGGCUAACUGAGCAAAGUCCAUGGGCCGCUGCCGAGACAUUGGAUUUGAGCUCGCACAAGGGGAAGCAACAGCAAGCAGUCGCAAUUCUGACUGGAAUAUGGAAACUGGAGAUUCAGGAGCAUAUAGAAGGAAUUGGGAGAACUGUAGUCUGGCUGAAGCCAGAUAUUUUCAAUCUGAUUGCCAAUCCCCAAAGCGGCAUCAUCGGGAGACUCAGCGCCGAUUUCUUGGACAAGUCAAACAAGGAAAUAAUAACUUCAAGACCAGAAGACUACAGGCUAAGCAUCUACGCCCGCAAGUCAACUGUUUCUACGAUUUUGGCACGACUCGACGAGAUUGUGCAGACGAUAAAAUCUCAAACUAUUUCUGUUCAGCGAACGCUCGAUGUAUCAUGGCUCGCCGAAACUGAUGUCUCCAACGGAAAGACAGAAGGUCCAGCUGACAUUGUUUUGAGAUUACUAAUUGGCCGAGAAACCUCAUCACAACACGCAGAUGUUCAUAUUCUUCCGAAAACUCGGCAAAAGAAGGGGGUAUUCCUAACCCAUCAAAGGGAUAAACGAGGCAUGGCUUGGAGAGAUAAGCUCCGGUACUGGUCUCGCUACGUCAAUCCUAUCGGCAAAUCGACAGAGGAGACUAUGAGUCCGGGCUUCGGCGACAGUAUCAUCCUGGAACAACCUAACGCGUCAUCUCUCAAAGAAAAUCUUGAAGUCACGGCAGUAUUUGGUCACAUCCUGCAUACCAAACAAAGUAUUCGCACAGAUAAUCUGACCAAAUCUCGCCGGGUACUUUGCCCAAUUAUUCCCCAUCCUGCCGCUCUUACUUCCAUCACAGCCGACACAUCUGCUCCCAGUACCCAAAAGACAGCCAUCGUCCUCAAUUUCGCGCCGGAAAGCCCACCAGAAGCCUCCUCCCCAGGCACCUCUCAACUUGUUCGUCUACGGUUACCAAUCAGCCCGUUCACCGACCUAUCCAAAUUUUCAUUCCCGGAUGCAUCAGUUCUGGAGGCAGUAAUGCCGUGGCAAGAAAGCGACAUUAUGCUUCCGGACAACAGCGUAGACGUCCGCCUGACUCAAAAGCGACUGGUUCCUCUCGAUGCCCAUCAACAUUCCCUCCAGGCAUUUUUGCAAGCUUCCGAUUUCAACCUCCUGCAAGGGCGUCUCAGAACACCCAGUAGAGCCAGCUUUGCUAUACCACGUUUCUCAUCAAUUGAACAGAGCACCUCGUCAACAGACCUAGUUGCAACACCAUACAUGUUCAUGGGCCUUGAGAUCCACCAAACCAUCGACAUGGAAUGGCAAUCCCACACCCUUCGCUACAGCAGCAUUGAAGCCGGACAGCAUGGCGGACAGCAGCAAAUGCUAUCCCUAGUAGCCGGCCCCCCAGGCGACCAAGGCAGUGCUACCACUCAACAAUUACAGAGUUUCCUGGAACUGGUUAAGGAAACAGCUUGCGGAGCACACUUUUCAUGGGACCAAGGCUACAGACUGAUGAGCGGGCGGUCCGCUGAGCAAUUUAGCUGGGAUAUGAUGGACACGGAAUAUGCCAAACAAGAUGCUGCUACUGCGGAGGAAACAAAUCAAGGGUUGGGGCCAGAACACGGCCGCGAGGGCCAUGAAGCAGCGUCGCCUCAUCAGCCUCAGCGAGCUCUCGACACCACCAAGAUGAAGAAUGAGGUGACGGACAAUUCUCAGACGAUCCAAUCGUUGGAUGAGUCGCUACGCAAGACGGAAUCCACGACUGAUAAAUAG
Molecule: messenger RNA, 2610 nt
Organism: Metarhizium brunneum ARSEF 3297
Lineage: Eukaryota; Fungi; Ascomycota; Sordariomycetes; Hypocreales; Clavicipitaceae
Source: RefSeq, a predicted model, not a curated record